Molecule: messenger RNA, 3116 nt
Organism: Corapipo altera (White-ruffed manakin)
Lineage: Eukaryota; Metazoa; Chordata; Aves; Passeriformes; Pipridae
Gene: NR2E1
Product: nuclear receptor subfamily 2 group E member 1
Exons: 9
Coding region: 681-1838 (385 amino acids)
Biological process (GO): negative regulation of transcription by RNA polymerase II; cell differentiation; anatomical structure development
Molecular function (GO): nuclear receptor activity; RNA polymerase II cis-regulatory region sequence-specific DNA binding; zinc ion binding
Source: RefSeq, a predicted model, not a curated record
UAUAGGGGCUGAAGCCUGGAGCUCAAAGCGCGAAGUCAGCCAGUGUAAUGAACUUCUGGAAACCUUUCCCUUUUUAUACCAUUCAGUUUCUGAGAGGCAGAGACUGCCUCCUCUGACGCCUUUUCCCCCCUUCCAUUAUUUUUCCAGGCUCUGAUCUCCCUGCUCGUUGCACCGAGGCGCUCGACGCAGAGCCCCGCUCCCCAUCCUACCUUCUCUUUCGCCUCAUUGUUGUCCUGGCUGCUGUGGCUCUCGCUUGCCUUCCAGGAGCGCAGUGGCCAUCACAGUCGCACCCCCUGCACCCUCCCGGGGUCCCGAGAGCAUCUGCUCGCAGGGGGGCAGCGAGCGGCCGCCGACUUUGGGUCGCUUCGUUGCUAUUUUUCUUUGCCUUAUUUUCGGCUUUCCUUUUUUUUUUUUUUUUUUUUUUUCUCCCCCUUUUUUUUUUUUUUUUUUUCUCCUUUUCCCCUCGCCGCGUCCCCGCAGCGUGUCCCCGUCCCUCGGGAGGACAUUGCCGGGGAGCGGGGCCUCGGCGACGAUGUGCCGGCCCCAGCGGCGGAGCCAGCAGUGAGCGCCCAAGGGAGGCACCUGCCCCGCGGAGCAGGGGGCGCUCCGGGGGGGCCGCACCGCCUCGCCCCGGCGCCGACGCUUCACCCCGAGUUUAACGACUCCCGGGGGCUUCGAGCAUGAGCAAGCCGGCGGGAUCAACAAGUCGCAUCUUAGACAUCCCUUGCAAAGUGUGUGGGGACCGCAGCUCCGGGAAGCACUAUGGGGUGUAUGCCUGCGAUGGGUGCUCGGGAUUUUUCAAGCGGAGCAUCAGGAGGAACAGGACCUAUGUUUGCAAAUCAGGAAAUCAGGGAGGCUGUCCGGUGGACAAGACGCACAGGAACCAGUGCCGAGCCUGCCGGCUGAAGAAGUGCUUGGAGGUCAACAUGAACAAAGAUGCGGUGCAGCACGAGCGGGGCCCCCGGACGUCGACAAUACGGAAGCAGGUGGCCCUCUACUUUCGCGGGCACAAGGAGGAGAGCGGCGGCACCCCACACUUCCCCACCGCUGCCCUGCCAGCACCCGCCUUCUUCACCGCCGUCUCCCAGCUGGAGCCCCAUGGCCUGGAGCUGGCCACCGUCACUGGCACUCCAGAGAGACAGGCUCUGGUGGGCCUGGCACAGCCCACCCCAAAGUACCCACAUGAAGUCAACGGUACCCCUAUGUACCUCUACGAAGUGGCCACUGAAUCCGUCUGCGAGUCAGCAGCCAGACUUCUGUUCAUGAGCAUCAAGUGGGCCAAGAGUGUCCCAGCCUUCUCCACCUUGUCCUUACAAGACCAGCUGAUGCUUUUGGAAGAUGCUUGGAGAGAACUGUUUGUUCUAGGAAUAGCACAAUGGGCCAUUCCAGUUGAUGCUAACACUCUACUGGCUGUAUCUGGCAUGAAUGGUGACAAUACAGAUUCUCAGAAGCUGAAUAAAAUUAUUUCAGAAAUACAGGCUUUACAGGAGGUUGUGGCUAGAUUUAGACAACUUCGGCUAGAUGCUACUGAAUUUGCCUGUCUCAAAUGCAUCGUCACUUUCAAAGCUGUGCCCACACACAGUGGUUCUGAACUGAGGAGUUUCCGAAAUGCUGCUGCCAUAGCAGCCCUUCAAGAUGAAGCCCAGCUCACUCUGAACAGCUACAUUCAUACCAGGUAUCCCACACAACCCUGUCGUUUUGGGAAACUUUUAUUGCUUUUACCAGCUUUACGUUCAAUUAGUCCAUCUACAAUAGAAGAAGUGUUUUUCAAAAAGACCAUUGGGAAUGUACCAAUUACAAGACUGCUUUCAGAUAUGUACAAAUCCAGCGACAUAUAAAUUACCUUAAAAUAAACAAUCAGGAUGGACAGUUUGAGAAGAACUUUUAUCUAUGGAGAAUAAGCCUCAACUAACAAAAUCUACAGGAAGCAUAAGCCUGGGAAUGUUUAGCCCUUAAACUCAUUGACAAAAACCACCCCAGUAGAUAUGAUUCUGCUGCUCUGAACAGAGUGAUUUAGAUCAUGGAGAGAAUGCUUUGUUCUACAGAAAAAGUGAAAGUGGUUGGAAUUUGGCUGCUAUUCCUGUUACUACAGGAUGGAGGCAAUUCAGAUGCCAGUCAUAGUUAACAAAGACUCUGCUAUUCUCUCAUUUAACUGGCAGAUCUGAGACAAAAUGUGAAAGAAGGUACUUUAGUUUGUUCAGUAUUUGGAACUGAGUGACCAAACUUGGCUUCUGUUGUAACACAAGAUGUGGUGGCCUUCAGAAUUGUUUUAAAAGUAGCCUAUGUUGGGAAAAUGUUUUUAAUACGAUAGGCAACAUUUAAGACCAGGUUACCAAAACAUUGCUUCUGCUAUAAUACAUCAUGAAGUGGCCUUCAGAACUGAUUAAAAAGUAGCUUACGAUGGGAGCUCCAUUCUUCCUACAAAAUGAACCGGUGAUCUUUGACGCGGAUGUCACGAUUUGUUCAGUUAACAUCUCAAAGACACAAGAGCUUUAUAAACUUCCUCCCCAAACUUCCCUCCUUCUUCUUCCACACACACAGACACACAUUCACACCCACCCACCCCUGAAAAGAUACAAGUCAAGAAAGGAAGACUAAAACAGCAAAACCAAAUACAAUGGAGAUGACCGCUUCAGUGACCUGCUGGCUGUCCCGUUGGCACAGUGCUGAAACCAAAGGCAACGGUGGCCAAACUCUUUGUCGAUGAGAUGUGUGGAGAAAUGAAAUGACUAUUAAAAAAUCAAUGGAAGGAAUUUUAUUUCAAAGAAAUAAAAGUUGUUGACUGAUACAAUGCUAACAAUUUCCAAAAAUCUCCAUUGCCUUUUUAGAAUACUCCAGGUUCUAAUUUUGAAGCCUUGUUCACCUAUACCCUCUCACACACAAAAACGUUAUAAGCUGCUUAUUUGAUGUAUGAAAAAUGUAGAAAAAAAAACAUUUAAAGAUAGCUGCUGUACUUUUCAAAAUUUGUUAUUAGGAACUAGCACUGAGAAAGAUCAGCACUUGGACUAUCAUAGAAUGAGUAAAACUUUUCCUGUACAAAGUGGAUUAACCGAUUUGUGAAGUUAAAAAGUUGUACUCAUUGUAUUUACAAAGAAUAAAAAUAUAUUGAAUUUAAA